Sceloporus undulatus (fence lizard) is the source of this 1654-nucleotide messenger RNA. Its product is annotated as insulin gene enhancer protein ISL-2-like. The transcript has 4 exons. The coding region runs from base 1 to 804 and encodes 267 amino acids. Gene Ontology annotation, biological process: positive regulation of transcription by RNA polymerase II; axonogenesis; neuron fate specification. Gene Ontology annotation, molecular function: DNA-binding transcription factor activity, RNA polymerase II-specific; cis-regulatory region sequence-specific DNA binding. Gene Ontology annotation, cellular component: nucleus. NCBI's taxonomy places the organism in Eukaryota, Metazoa, Chordata, Lepidosauria, Squamata, Phrynosomatidae. The record is from RefSeq and is a predicted model, not a curated record.
AUGUGCUCGGCCGGGGCCUUCGGGAGCAGGCGACCACCUGUGAGGCGGGGCGAGGGACGGGUCGUCCACCGGGAGUGCUUCCGAUGCUCCCUCUGCGCCACGCAUCUCCUUCCCGGGUACGAGUUCGCCCUCCGCGAGGCCAAGCUCCCUCUGCAGCCACCCCGAUCGAAGUACAAUGGCUCCUCGCCGGGGCUGACGGGAGCCAAGGAGUCCUGUCCUGGGCGCCCGCCCUCGUCCUCCUCGUCUUCGCUGCGUUCUCACGUGCCGAAGGCCGCGGCGGAGAAGACGACGCGCGUGCGGACGGUGCUGAAUGAGAAGCAGCUGCACACGCUGCGGACCUGCUACGCAGCCAACCCUCGUCCGGACGCCCUGAUGAAGGAGCAGCUGGUGGAGAUGACUGGCCUCAGCCCCAGGGUCAUCCGGGUCUGGUUCCAGAACAAGCGCUGCAAGGACAAGAAGAAGUCCAUCCUCAUGAAGCAGAUCCAGCAGCAGCAACAACAGCAUAACGGGGACAAAACGAGCCUGCAGGGCCUGACAGGGACCCCGCUGGUGGCAGGCAGUCCGAUCCGGCACGACAGCGCAGUUCAGGGAAGCGCGGUGGAGGUCCAGACCUAUCAACCCCCCUGGAAAGCACUCAGCGAUUUCGCCCUCCAAAGCGACUUGGACCAACCUGCCUUCCAACAACUGGUCUCCUUUUCCGAAUCUGGCUCUCUGGGAAACUCCUCCGGCAGCGACGUGACCUCCUUGUCUUCCCAGCUCCCCGACACCCCCAACAGCAUGGUUCCUAGCCCAGUGGAGACGUGAGAAGACCAGCCUUUCGCCACCCAAGCGACUUCCCCGCCCUUACGGACACGUGCAUGCGCCUGCUCCCUGCAUGAGAUCUCUUGAGCUCUGUGCAAACUCAGCUCUUUAAAUUAUUGUCUUUAUUUAAAAUCCCAGCUCCUUGUUCUCCUCAUAUCCACGUUGGCUGCGUUCACUCCCAGCUCCAGACUUUUUAUUGCCUUCUUCCAAGCCUCAAGGAGGGCAAAGCAAAGCAAGACCUCCGAGAGAUCCUGGUCUUCCCACUCACUCCCUGGAUCUUACUAGAAUUACAUCUGAAUCAUGUAAUGGUAGUUUUAGUGAACAUUACCCCUUUCAGUUUUUUUAUUUUGUUAUGUAUUUUAAUUAGGAUGGAACAAGCUCGAUUCACUUUGGAACUGAUGGUUCUUCCUUCCUUUGGGUUGGUCUUCACCAGCUCCAUCAUCUCAGAUUCAUAGCUAUGUUGCAUCUAUGUUGACCACAAAACUCAUCACCAAGCACCAUGGGACUGGACUCACCCCCCGUUUGCCACCGGAUUCCAAGCAUCUGGGCAAAUCUUGAACUUUUUUGUUGGUGGCAAUGUAAAGAGGAAUAUCUUUCUGUUUAUUCCCCUUCUCUCUCUUCUCAAGCCCGCAUGAUUGCUGGAAAAUAAUCUACAGGACUAGAUCUUUUGCCUUCUCUCCCCUUCCCCUCUUUGCCAAUGUUAAAUUAUCUUAUGGACGGAGAUAUGGUUGUCUGAGCCUUUGGAGACCAAAGUAAGUUAUUGUUAUUUAUUAUCACGGCCGCAGAUAAAUGGUGGGACCGAUAUUUUGACCUAAAUGAUGAAAAUAAUAAAUGAGAAGUACCUGAGGGUGAA